This is a messenger RNA of Eruca vesicaria subsp. sativa (arugula), 1617 nucleotides long. Lineage: Eukaryota; Viridiplantae; Streptophyta; Magnoliopsida; Brassicales; Brassicaceae. The record is from the annotation of a GenBank genome assembly.
AUGAACAAUCCAUUAUUAGUAUCAAUCACAAACCCACUAAAUCUGUUGAAACCAUCAACAAUACCAUACGGUUUAAGCCUAAACACCACCAUUAACCAGAAACAGCAGGUAACCAAAACCAUUGUCGUAAAAUCCAACAAGAGAUCAAGAACAACAUUAACCAGUAGUAGUCUCUCAUUGGUUAGAAGGCAAAACAACAAUGGUGGUGGUGUUAGUGGAGGCUUUGAUGUAACCGAAGUUGGUAGCAGAGACCAAGGAAACGCUGUUUUGUUGUGUGCUUUAGGGUAUUGGGUUCAAGGGUCAAGAUGUUUCCCAUGGCUUGCACUUAACUUCCACAUGUCUCAUUGCCUUAACCUAAAGCCAUCGACUCUUCAGCUUGUGCAGUACACUGCUAUUCUUCCCAUGGUAGCUAAGCCUCUCUAUGGAGUUCUCUCAGAUGUUCUGUACAUCGGUGGUGCUCGUAGAGUUCCUUACAUAUCCAUUGGAGUGCUUUUACAGGGUUUAGCAUGGGGUUCAUUAGCUAUAUUCCCCGGUUCUAGGGAAGCUCUUCCUUCACUUUUAGGACUUGCUUUGCUCAGUAACCUUGGAGCAUCUGUUACUGAAGUUGCUCAAGACGCAUUAGUUGCUGAAUAUGGUGCAAAAUAUCAAAUGAAUGGUCUUCAGUCUUAUGCUCUCAUGGCUUCAGCUGUUGGAGGAAUCCUUGGAAACUUACUUGGUGGAUAUUGCUUAAUCAAGACACCUCCUAGAAUCUUGUUCCUUGCUUUCACAGCUAUCUUGUCUCUUCAGCUCACUGUUUCUAUGUCCUCUAAAGAAGAAUCAUUUGGCCUAGAACGGAUAAGAGAGACAAGCUUAAAGAAACAGUUCUCUGAUCUUAUGGGAGUUUUUCAGGGAGAUGAGAUCUCUCAGCCUUUAACUUGGAUCAUAGCUUCCAUUGCAUUGGUGCCUCUUCUCUCAGGAUCAGUCUUCUGUUACCAAACUCAAGUACUUAACCUUGAUCCUUCUGUUAUUGGAAUGUCAAAGGUUAUUGGACAGUUGAUGCUUCUUUGUUUAACUGUGGUUUAUGAUCGUUACUUGAAGAAGACGCUUCCCAUGAGGCCAAUGGUCCAUAUAGUUCAGCUCCUAUAUGCAUUGUCGUUACUCUUUGACUACAUCUUGGUGAAGCAAAUAAACUUAUCGUUUGGAAUCUCCAACAAGGCUUUUGUGUUAUGCUUUUCAAGUGUAGCUGAGAUUCUUGCACAGUUCAAGAUUCUCCCAUUCUCUGUCUUGCUAGCAAAUAUGUGCCCUGGAGGCUGUGAAGGAUCCAUUACUUCUUUCUUAGCUUCAACUCUGUGUUUGUCAUCAAUAGUUAGUGGAUUUGCUGGAGUUGGGAUGGCUAAUGUGAUUGGUGUUACAUGUAAUAACUAUGCAAACUUGCCUGCAGGAAUCUUGAUUCAGUCUUUAGCAGCUAUGUUGCCUUUGUGGUUUAUUCAUUAUGUUCCAAUGUCAGAGCCUGGGUUUGAGAGAGAAGGGAAGAGAGGUUUGAGUAAGAGAAGUAGGAAGAAUAGACGUGUAGGGAGAGUAGUUGGUCAGGAAUUUUUUGCUUACCGUAGAGAAAGAGAUGCCGAAGCACACACAUAA